Phialemonium atrogriseum is the source of this 1529-nucleotide messenger RNA. RefSeq lists its product as uncharacterized. The record is from RefSeq and is a predicted model, not a curated record. The transcript has a single exon. NCBI's taxonomy places the organism in Eukaryota, Fungi, Ascomycota, Sordariomycetes, Cephalothecales, Cephalothecaceae. The coding region runs from base 73 to 1452 and encodes 459 amino acids.
UCACUCAUAUACACCAGCAGCCAGGCGGCGGGCCAUGAUGAAGCCACUACAACGAACAAGCAGACUGACCAUAUGAGCGUGGAUAUUGGAGAUGGCAGUCCGGAAGAGGCUCGAUGGUGGGCCGCCAUUCUCGCCCCAGGUCAAGGCUGGCAAGCAACCAUGGCUCUGGAGCACGACACCUUUUGGUCCCCUUGGUCAAUCUGCCUCCAGUCGAACCUGCGAUUUUUCCUCUCGCAAAAAGUGACUUCAACGAUCCCGCCAUCUCCGCCGCCUUCAGCCCCAUCAUUUUCUGACGCUACUCGUUUUCUUGACAAUCUCUGUAUCCGACACAGCGUCACAGAUCAGAGUCACGCCGCACUAGCCGCUGUCCUUCUCUUUCCCUCCAUGGGCGGUGGUCAAGGACUACAACUGCCAGCUCCCACGGUCAGCAACUGUUGGACGCAAUGCAUUAUUGAUUCUGACCAACUGCGGCAUGACUGGGUGCAUCAAGAAAACCACCUGGACAGACUUCUCACCUUGAGCUGCAAUACUAGGGGAAUGCGCCCUAUGCUUCUCAGCGCCUUCUACGACGCUAGCAUAGAAUGUAAUGCUGUAACUCCCUGGUUACAAGGAGCGGUGGCUGCUAUCGAUUCUCUGGCUGGAGAUAAGCCCAAUGUUCUCGGGCGUAUGCUCAUGGACCGGUUACCCGAGAUCGCAUUUUUGUGGCUUGGGGCUUCAAUCUUGGGACUGCAGAAACGACUCUUGCAAGAUGUCCGAUUCGGUUUAAUACCGAUAGACCUUCACUCUGCUGCAUGGUCGGGGACCAUACAGUCAUUCAUACAGCAGCCUGUUUCCAACCCUCUUGUGGCAAACGGCCAUGUAACCCGUGCGGAUGAGUGCCGGCUGCUCUUCCUUUCUCAAUCUGGAUCCCACAAUCGAGUUUCUAUCUGCCAAUGGAGACCAUUUGGGGCAACACCGAUUCAAGAUGUCGACAUUGAAAUACAGAUCCAUGCCAAGUGCAAUGGCCAUGGACUUCAAUACCAGGGAUUUCUGUGGGACUGCACCAAGGGCAAGGAGGCAUCCCAACCUAUCGGCAGCAUGGAUAUCUGCAUACCUCCGAGUCGUUUACUCACGGGACAUGUCGAGGAUGCGAAACAAGUUCAUAUUUUCUACCGAUCUCUGGAUCGUGAAAAAGAGUCCAUCUCGAAAAACGCAACCCGGAAUAUAUUUGGCUGGCUACGCGUUGAAGGAUAUGCACCAAACGAAAAGGAUAUAUGGAAGCACGAAUGGUUUGAGAUGGAUUCCAAUGACGAAGAUGAGGAGCAAUGUGAGAGCAGUUCUCGCAGCAGGCCCAAAUCUUCCUCGUUUGGGAAGUCAUGGAUGUCUGCGUCGUCAAUUGAAAUAGUGAAUGGAGAAGGACAGACCGGUAGCCCCUUAGGGUCCUUCCUCCAUGUUUCACGAAAUAAUCAGUAACCUAGAUAUCGCUUGAGGAAGAAAAUUAAGCUCCAUGGUAGGUACCUAGGUGGUUUCGUGAUACUCGGGAAGAGAGG